AUGGAAAGGGAGUCACAAAAAACCAAUCAUUGGAUUGUGAGGCGUGCAUGUGAAUAUGACUAUGAGGUGAAACAUACUUCACUCAAUGGAGAAAAAUAUAUUGUCAACCUUUACAAGAAAGAAUGCUUAUGUAGACUAUGGAUGCUGACUGGACUUCCUUGUUGUCAUGUAAUGUCUUGCAUGAAAGAUCAACAUUUGGAGAUUGGUGACUUUGUACCUGACUGUUACCAGAAGGAACAAUAUGCUGCUUGCUAUGAACAUGUGAUAUAUCCACUUAAUGGGGAAGUCUUGUGGGCAAAGACUAGUGUUAUUGAUCUUCAACCACCACCAAUAAAGAAGCAGCCUGAAAGGCCAAAGAAAAAAAGGAAUAUGGAAGCUGGAGAGAUGGUGAGGAAUGAGACACACAUGAAGAUGGAAAGACAUGGUAUAAAGUGUAGUCGUUGCCACAAGGAUGGUCACAACAAGGCCACUUGUAAACAACCACAACCACAAGCUAGUUCAAGUCAGGUAUAA
Lathyrus sativus (Indian pea) is the source of this 513-nucleotide messenger RNA. The record is from the annotation of a GenBank genome assembly. Lineage: Eukaryota; Viridiplantae; Streptophyta; Magnoliopsida; Fabales; Fabaceae.